AUGACCGUUCAACGUUUUCUCCGAGGCACGGACGUGGAGAGCGCCUUUAAUUUAAUCAAACUUCUGAAAUUACAAAAUAGCUACACUCAGCAAGAAGUGAUCAAAGGUCAGGCGAAACGAGAACAGUCGCUCGUAGAGCUGAAGGAGCACAUACACAAGUACUACAUACCUCUCGGGAGACAGUUCAUGGUGCUGUUCCCUGAAGGAGGCUUCCUGCACAAGAGGAGGGAAGUCAGUCAGAGGUUUGCCGAGAAGAACAAUCUACCAAAGUUAGAGUACGUCUCGCUGCCUCGCGCCGGUGCUUUGAAGAUCAUCAUGGAGGAGGUGGGCCCGCAGGUGCCUACCGCCGGCACGUCCAAACAAGGAUAUAAAAAAGGUACAGGGACUUCGAGAGCUGUAUUAAAUGAUUUCAAUAGUACAAGACCACCAAAAACAUUUUCAGAUGACGUGAAUCAGAACAGCACACGUAUCAUAGACACGAAGAGCGGCGACACCAUCGAGUGGGUGCUGGACGUCACUAUCGCGUACCCGGACCGCAUCCCGCUGCACUUGCAGGACAUCGUCUGCGGCACGCGCCCGCCAUGCCGGACCCACCUGCACUACAGGCUGUACCCCAGCAGCGAGGUACCCACAGACACCGAAGGAAUGACCCAGUGGUUAUACGAUAGGUUUAUAGAGAAAGACAAAAUGUUAGAGGAGUUUUACCGGACGGGACAGUUCCCGUCCAAGGAUAGCAGCACGCAAGUAGUUAGGCAAGAAAACGUAUACGGAAAACGAGUGAUUGCGGUCGGCCUAAGGCGCGUCAUCGAUUAG
Molecule: messenger RNA, 813 nt
Organism: Bicyclus anynana (squinting bush brown)
Lineage: Eukaryota; Metazoa; Arthropoda; Insecta; Lepidoptera; Nymphalidae
Product: acyl-CoA:lysophosphatidylglycerol acyltransferase 1
Exons: 6
Coding region: 1-813 (270 amino acids)
Cellular component (GO): endomembrane system
Molecular function (GO): acyltransferase activity
Source: RefSeq, a predicted model, not a curated record